CUGGAGUUGGACCAACGCUGGCUCUGGUGACUGUUGCAAUCUAAAACCAGUGUGUUAGCUGUAGCCACCUCCUUCUCUCUUAGAGUCAGAGAGAGAACCUCUCUCAAAUCCCAGUAUCAACCUACAGACUUGUAAAUGAGAGGAGCACGCAAACUGACUUCAGUACAGCAGGGUAGCAGAGGACACAGACGUGUUGGAGAAGAGAGGAGCACAAACUCAUCUGGAUAUAGUCGAAGCAGAUAGAAGAGGAGACAUACAGAUCAGAGAGGACCAUAGGAACUGACCUGAGUGCAGCCAGAAAGGUCAAGGUGGAUGAGCUUGUGGCAGCCCUUCCCUGAGGCCAGCCCGUCUGGCCUCCUCCACCUCCGUGAGUUUGACCAGCACAACAACAGCCUGCACUUCUUCAACUAUGGCGUUCUAGAAGACCUCUAUUUCGUGUCCCUGCUAAGGCUGGGGGGAAACCCCUGGGUCUGUAACUACAGCAUCCACUACCUGGUGUACUGGCUACGUCUGCACCCAGGGGUGACCCACUCUGGCCUGCUGUGCCACCCCCCUUCCAAGCAUGGAGGAAAGAGUGUGGAGGACUACGUCCACUCCUACAACAGAGCCUGCGGCCAGACAGAACACAAUCAGACACAAUACGGCCCGAAAGAUUACGGCCAGACAGAUCCGGAGUUGUGGAACACUGCUAUGGUGUUGCAGGGGGAGCUAGAGGAGGAGGAGGUGGAGCCGGCACAUCUAAAAGGACCACCGAAAUACUGCAACACUAGAUUGAAUUAAACAACCACCGAAGGAUGGAAUGACUGACAUCUUAAACAUCUUUAAAGAGCGACUGCCUUUAAAAAGCAAUGAAUCCCUUUGAAAAUUACAUUGAUAUGAAUCAGAAACAGUUAUUCUAGUGUCAAACUUGACUACAAAGUGUAAAUAGGAAAAUUUUGGUCAUAAAGUCUUGUCGAAAACGGAGUUUGGAAAAUCCAUGCGUUACAACAGGUAAAUUAAGUUUGGGUUUUGAUUUGACAAUGUCCAUUUGUACACUAACAUGGGGUGAACAACUGUGGUGAUUGCUCUCUAUCCAAUAUAAUAGACAGACCUGCUCAGCAGUGCCGACUGUUUACAUAAGACAACACGUCCUGCAUUGUUUUACUUGAGAAAUACUGCACCAAACACCUUAGUUACAGUUGAAGUUGGAAGUUUACAUACACCUUAACUCAGUUUUUCACAAU
This is a messenger RNA of Oncorhynchus mykiss (rainbow trout), 1223 nucleotides long. RefSeq names its product leucine-rich repeat-containing protein 17-like. Lineage: Eukaryota; Metazoa; Chordata; Actinopteri; Salmoniformes; Salmonidae. Gene Ontology annotation, cellular component: plasma membrane. The record is from RefSeq and is a predicted model, not a curated record.